ACUUCAAGCAUGGCAAUUCUCCAUGGAUGCAGACAUCAGGGUAACAUUCAGCAAACUGCGACGUCAAUACGGCGACAUCUUCAGUGUGUACAUCUUUAACCAACCCGUUAUCGUCAUCAACGGCUACAGCGUCAUCAAAGAUGCCCUAGUCAAGAACGCCGAUGUCUUCUCGCACAGACCGCCGUCAUUUUUAACUGAUCAUUUUUCAAAAGGAAAAGGUAAAUAUAUCUGUAUAGACACAUACUUACAUGCAUAUUGUAUACGUGUACGUCUCUUACAACCGACUGGAUCAAAACUAAUAUUAAUCGACACAAUAAGUGGCAAAACCAUUCUCGAGGAUGCAAUACAGGAAGAGUUAUCGUUCUUUCUUCAGGCCAUCCACGAAUGUGUCCACACGGACUUCAAUUGUAACCGCGUUCUCAACAACGCUGUAGCGAACAUCAUCAGUUCUGUGGUUUCCGGAAAACGGUUUGAAUACACCGAUCCUUUGUUUGUCAAGUUUAUGAAAUGCCUGGACGAGAACAUCAGAAACAUUGGCACAGCCAAUGUCCUCAACGUUUUGCCCAUUGUUCGCUAUUUACCGGGGGACUUAUUCAAAUUUAAGCAAACUCUUCGAAAUAUAUCUAUGAUUGAUAAAGAAAUAAUUCGUCCGUUUAUUGAAGACAACAGGAACAACUACGAUGACAGUAACGUCACCAACUUCACCUCUGCUUAUAUCAAGGCCAUACAACGGCGCCGUCAGGAAGGUCAAGACACGAAUAUGAGUGAUGGGAAUCUAGAGACGUGCCUUAGAGACCUGUUCAUUGUCGGCUCUGAAACCACAGCUACUGUCCUCCGAUGGGGUCUGGUGUAUUUCCUCAAUUAUCCGGAUGUACAAGAAAAGUGUUUCCAGGAGAUCCUAGAAAACGUCGGGCAAAGCAGACGACCCUCCAUGAAGGACAAGACCAGCUUACCGUACGUCGAGGCAACGGUUACCGAGAUACUGAGGUGUGCCGACAUCAUACCAAGCAGUCUGCCUCACUCUGUACCCCAUGACGUAGAGUUCCGGGGAUACACCUUCCCUGAAGGAAUCACCGUAUUACCUAUGUUGAGCUCUGCCCUACAUGACCCGGAUUACUGGGGCGAUCCUAGGAACUUCCGGCCAGACAGAUUUCUGGACACUGAAGGGAAGUUUCAGAAGAUGAAUGAGCAUAUUCCGUUCUCCCUCGGUCACCGAGCAUGCCUUGGCGAGGCCUUGGCACGAAUGGAACUCUUCCUCUUUACCACCAGCAUGAUACAGGAGUUCGAAUUCCGGCCUGUAGACGGGGUGAGCCCAUCUCUACAGGGACUGCCCGGCAUCGUCUACCGCCCGCAGCAGUUCAACAUGAAGGCAAUACCAAGGGCAAAAUAACUACUCAUUGGUCUUGUAAUCUCCAUGUCGACCGCCUCCGUGGUCUAGUGGUAGAGCGUCUGCCCG
Molecule: messenger RNA, 1456 nt
Organism: Haliotis rufescens (red abalone)
Lineage: Eukaryota; Metazoa; Mollusca; Gastropoda; Lepetellida; Haliotidae
Product: cytochrome P450 2D26-like
Exons: 4
Coding region: 23-1390 (455 amino acids)
Biological process (GO): xenobiotic metabolic process
Cellular component (GO): intracellular membrane-bounded organelle; cytoplasm
Molecular function (GO): iron ion binding; oxidoreductase activity, acting on paired donors, with incorporation or reduction of molecular oxygen, reduced flavin or flavoprotein as one donor, and incorporation of one atom of oxygen; heme binding
Source: RefSeq, a predicted model, not a curated record